AUGUCGUCCAGGGGGGCGGAGUCGCCGGGGCCCUGGGAGGGGAGUCAGGAAGCGCUGGACGCGGAGGGGGCGCAGGGCGAGACGUUCCCGGGCACCGGACAUGCCUCGAACACCGAGCGCGGCGCCCAGGAGGUCGAUGGCGGGCACGGAGGCACCGCCCAGGAGCCUUCGACAGCGCCGGGCGCACCUCCAGAAGACGCAGCAAGGGCGAAACCGGCCUCGCAGGAGCCCAAGCCCGAACGUUCCGAGGCGCCUUCGCCGUCAGCGUUUGCACUCGAGUCGAGCGAGUCGCAGACCCGCCUGACCGGAGGCCAGCUGAGCGCGGAAACGUCGUCCGGCACGCACGCGAGGUCGCAGCAGGGCCUGCCCGCAGCACAGGAGUCCAGCUCCCCAGCGUUGCCGACGCCGGAGCGGUCGGCCAGCAGCCACCCGGGGCCGUCUCGCAUGUCAUCCAUGCGCAGUCCGUCCCGAAAGGCUAGCUGGCGGCCGGUCGCCAGGGGAGAUUCGUGGGCCAAGAUCCCGCCGCCGCUUCCUCCCGUGACCGACGACGACGGUUCGCUGAAAUCUUUCGACGAGGUGCCGGGAUUCGGUCCCAGCGCGUCGUUCCGGUCGCCCGGGGACGUGGGCGGCGAGGGCGCCGCGCCGCCGCCGCGGAGCGUCGUGCUCCCGCGCCGCAAGUUCAUGUCGUACGCGGACGAGUACCUGUCCUCGGAGGAUCGCCGCGCGGAGAUGAAGGCCUCUCUGCAGGUCCCUAGCAUCCGGGAGGACAGGCCGCUCACACCGCAGCGAGGGAACCGCGCUCGUAAUCUUUGGGGCGUCGUCGCGGCGAGCGUCCGGCGCCCGCGCGCGAACUCGGCGGCGCCCGCGCUCCCGGCGCCCGAGGCCAGCACGAGCUCCACGGACGUCUCCAAGGGGCCCGCGAAGUCCACCGGCGACCGCUCGAGCAUGAGUCGCCAGAGCAGCUCGAUGAGCAAGGGCAGCAGCAAGUUCGCGGGCGCGGUGCGGCGGCAGACGCUGAUGCAGCGGCUGAUGCGCAACAUGCGGCAGAGCGCGCGGUGCUGCCUGGUGGGCGAGCCGCCGAUCGCCAUCGUCGGCAGCCCGUGCCACAUCCGCAUGCGCGUCGUCAACGAGGACCUCACGCAGCUCUCGCGGCAGGUCACCACCGAGGACUUCAACAUGUACAUCCGGCACGGGCCGUCCAAGUCGCGCGACAUGGACAUCCACAUCUGGCAGAUCGACGAGCGCACGUUCGACAUGGUGUGGUCGACGAACGUGUCGGGCUCGUACUCGCUCGCCAUCACCUGCCAGCACCUGGGCAUCCAGGGCAGCCCCAUCGAGCUCGACGUCAAGUACCCCGUCACGCAGCCGGACAAGUCCCUCCUGCAAGGGCCCAAGUACGUCCGCGCGGGGCGCGAGGUCCAGCUCCCGGUCAUGGUGUGCGACCAGGCGGGCAACAAGCGCUCCAAGGCCCAGGACGAGCUCGACGUGCGCGUCAAGGGCCCCGCGAUCCUUGCGCGCGCGCUCAUCGACGAGCCGACGGAGGGGUCGCAGGUCGUGCUGCUCGCGGCCACGCGCGCGGGGGAGUAUUUCGUCGACGUCAAGCUGGAGGACGUCAGCUUCAAGAACUGCCCGCGGAAGCUCACGGUGGUGCCCGCGCCGGGGUUCGCGAGGACGACGACCGCCGAGGUGUACGCGCCGAAGACGUGGGACGCGCUGGGGUUCCCCUCGAGCAGCAGCGACCGCGCGUUCAUCCACUUUAACGCCGACGUGGUGUCUGACACGGAGGAGCGCGAGGGUUACUUCGGUAUGCGGCACAAGGAGGCGUUCGUGGAGGACAUGGAGAUAUUCUGGAACGAGCAGGCGCUGGCGGCGGCGCAGGGCGCGGAGGCCGACGACGCGCAGACAAUGACCAAGAAGCUGGGCCGCGCGCGCAAGGGCAAGGCGGGGCCCAGGCGGCGGACGGAGGACGGGGUGUCGAAGGAGGAGUACAAGGCGCGCAUGGAGCGGGCGAACGCGCUGCGCGUGGAGGCGCGGGAGCGGGAGGCGCACCAGGAGGGCCUGGUGAUGUACAGCGGGCAGAAUUGGCCGCCGGUGGCCGCGAUCCGCCCCGAGCACGCCCCGGACGGGAAGGCCAGGGACCCGGUGAUCGAUGCGGAGGAGGAGCGGCGGAUCCGCGAGCUCGCGGAGGCCGAGGAGCAGGAGCAGAAGGAGAGGGCCAAGAAACAAAAGGCGACCAAGAAGCGCGAGCGGAAGCCGCUGGUCGAGCCGCCGUCGCCGGCCGCGACAAAGGGCGCGGGCUUCGGGCGGGCGCAGGGGCGCCUCAUGUUCCGGGACGCCGAGGCCCCCGCUACGCCGCGGCGGCAGUCGAACGUCAACGAGACGCGCGGCAAGCAGGGCUUCUUCCUGCAGAGCGAGAUGCGACAGCGCGCGCGGGCGCUGCUCUCCAUCGCAGACGCGGACAUCGAUGGGCCCGUGCGGGAGAGGGCGGAGAAGGUUCUCGGUCAGGCGGGCAGUCCGGUGGAGUUCGUGCUGCACCUCCACGACAGGUUCAACAACCCCAUCUCUGGCAAGCGGGAGCCCGUCCUGCCGACGGAGAAGCCCGAGAUCGUGUCCGGGCACGCGGAGCUGUAUGGCACGGACAUGGUCAUCCCCCUGAAGUCGCACGUGCUCGAGGACGGCCGGUGGCUCGUGAGCUUCACCCCGAAGAGGGCCGGAGUGUACACCCCGCACAUCUCGGUCAACAGCGAGCCGGUCCCGCACGCGAACUUCCGCGUGCGGGUGUUCGCGGGCCCCGGGUACGGCCCGACGACGCUGCUCCUGAGGAGCCAGGAGGUGCCGGAGGAGGUGGUGGCCGGGACGGUGCUGCGCUACAUGGUGCUGUCGCGCGACAGGUACAAGAACCCGCGGGAGCGCGGGAACGAGCGGGUGCUGGUGAACGUGUCGUUCCAGCGCGGCGAUGCGACGAAGAAGGGGCACGACUUGCCCACGGACGGCCUGAUGAUGGCCACGAAGGCGCUGGCCACGCGGCUGACUGCGGACAAGUGGGAGGUGCUGCGGUCGGCGGUGGCGAAGACGGCCGACGGGCACGCGCAGCCGCAGAUCAUCGGGCUCGAGAUCGACGUGCCGGAGACGAGCUCGAAGCGCCAGGACACGCAGGGCGCGGGGGCACUGUCGCACCUGUUGCCGGAGGCGGUGCGCCUGGCGGGCGUCAAGACGGAGGUGACGGACCUGAGCAACGGGGUGUACCAGGUGGAGAUCCGUCUGGCGCAGGCGGGGAUGUACGACGUCGCGGUCGGCAUCAACGACCGCCUCGUCAAGAAGGGCCGCUUCAGCCUGGGCGUGGUCCCGGGCACGUGCGAGCCCAGCAAGUGCAAGGCGUCCGGGCAGGGCAUCCGCAAGGCCGAGGCCGGCAUCUCCGGGGCGUUCUGGGUGUCGACGCACGACAAGUACGGCAACCAGCUCCGGGACGGGUCCGCGCGGAUCGAGUGCCGUAUGACGGGCCCCGAGGAGCUGGACGCGGUGGUGAUCAACCACGGGGACGGGACGUACCGCGUGUCGUACUGGGCGCGGCAGGCGGGGACGUACCGCAUGGUGAUCCUGUGCAACGACGUGCAGGUGCUCGGGACGCCGCGGACGGUCAUCGUGAGCCCGCCCAAGUCGCGGCGCACGGCAUACGUUGGCGAGGGCUUCCGCACGGCGCUCGUGGGGCACCCGGCGACGUUCCGCGCGCGGCUGCUCGAUCAGUCGGGCGAGUACUUCCUCGGCGACGCGCUCGCGGCGAUCCGCCGGCACGUGCGCAUCUCGCACCUCGGCAUCGAGCAGGGCAUGAAGUCGCCCAUCUGCAUCCAGCUCGAGAUGCUCGAGGGGACGGACAGCCGGCUGCCGAACAUGAUCAAGCAGUUCUGGAUCGAGCGGUGCAAGGAGUUCAUCGCGCGGCACAGGGUGCAGGCGCUGCGUAUGAAGACCAUGGUCAAGAGGCGCGCGGCACUGGUCGAGCAGGAACGCCGGCUGCUCGAGGGCGGGCCGUCGGCCGCCGCGGAUGCCGCGCCGGCGUCGGACGAGCCGUCCGAGAGCGCGCCGGGCGGGGCGGAGGAGUCGCAGUCGACCGUGGGGCGGGUGCCUGCAAGCACGGCGGUGCUGUCGGCGGAGAACACCGAGGAGGAGGAGCACCUCUCGAAGCUGCUGCGGGCGGUGCGGCGCGAGGAGGACGCGGAGGACCUGUGGAUGCGCCCGCCGCGGAUCGUGCCGGUGCACCUGCACAACAACCCGGACGGCUCCAGCACCGCCGAGUACGUCCCAAGCGUCGCGGGGCAGUUCGCGAUCCGUGCGCUGCGUUUCGUGCCCGAGGCCACGAUCCCCGAGCCUCUGAAGGAGAAGGAGGACGUGUGGUUCGACGGGAUGGUCGGGGAGGACCCGUACAGCUCGCCCUUUGGCGGCAUGCACGGACGCCCACACGUCACGCCCCCCGAGUCGGAAAUCGGGUCGCACGACAGCGGCGACGGCGGCCGGAGCGUGUCCCCCGUCAAGGCCCCCGAGCCCAUACAGAUCGUGCCGAAGCCGAAGCCCCCGGGGCGGUGGAUCGACGUCACUCCGACGUACAUUCUCUCAAAGGUGGUGCCGACGGUCACCAUCGCGCACGGGGCGCCCUCGGGCCCGCACUGCGUUAUCCUGGGCGACAACGUGUCGCGGUAUCUCGACUGGGCGGACCUGCUCCCGAAGCCCCUGCGGCCCGGGUCGGGCGGGUCGCAGCACAGCUCCUACAUUGAGGAGACCGAGGUGGUCGGGAAGCACGCCGCGCGGCUGCUCCGCGACCUCCAGCGGCGGAUCCGGCAGGAGGAGAUCGCGAACGACCCAGCGACGGCCGGCGGCGUGGAGCGGCAGAAGCCCCCGAAGCCCGAGGCCCCGCCCCCCGAGCUCAAGCAGGAGAUGACGGCGGGCAACAUGAGCAAGCUGCUGCUGCUGAUCUGCGACGAGAAUGGCAACAUGGCCACGUCCGGAUCAGGCGAGGUGCGGUUCGAGUCGGAGCUGCUCCCGCAGUACCGCGUCGCGGAGGGAGAGCUGCGCGGGCGCCGGGCGCACCUCAACUGCCGGCUGCGCCCGAGCCGGGCCGGGGACGGCACGGUGCACGUGUCGGUGGAGGCGGACUUCGCGGGCGAGUACCUGCUAAAGUUCGCGCUCAUGGGCAAGUUCUGGCCCAACCUCACAUGCCGCGUGCACGUGAAGCCAACCCGGACGCACCCCGAGGCCUGCGUGGCGUACGGCCCGGGCCUGAUGGGCUGCAACGCCGGGGAGGAGUCCAUCUUCCAUAUCGAGGCCAGGGACGUGUACACAAACCGGCGGAACGAGGGCGGGGACCGGUUCAGCGUCAGUGUUGCUGCGGUGUCUGAUAAGGGGCUCGGGCGCGUGCGGCCCGCGAAGGCCGACAUCACGGACCUGGGCAACGGACUGUACCGCGUCAAGUACUCGCUCGACCAGGCCGGGGCGUACAACAUCGCGGUGAACUACCUGGGCGACCCCCUGGAAGACACCAAAUCCCAUCUGGUGUGCCAGAAGCGCGUAGUGGUGCAGGCCGGGCGGGCCACGGGCGUGCGCUGCACGGCCAGGGGCCCGGGGCUCAAGCGCGCCGCGAUGGGCGUCCCCGCGAUCGUGGCCGUCCUCAUCCGCGACGACAUGGGCAACAGCAAGUCGGUGGAGGACACCCACGGCCCGCAAUCCACGCUGCACCGCCGCGGCCUCGCGGCGCGGAUCUACCCCAAGGGCAAGGUCGCGGACCCGUCGACGCACGGCCUGACCACGGUGACGAUGGCCAGCGUCGCCCUGCGGGACGCGGACGGCAAGGAGCACCGCAAGACGCUCACGGGGAUGUACAACAUCAUAUUCCGGGCGCGGUCCGCGGGGCCGCACGCGCUGGAGAUCACGCUCGACGGGCACCACAUCCAGGGCUCGCCGUUCUCGGUCCCCGUGGAGGCGCUGGACGUGCAGUCGCAGGGGGAGGCGGCAGUGGUGGCCAGCAUGGGGUGGCACCCGGAGCGGGACUUCGCGUGGGUGGAGGACGGCUCCGGGGGCGUCCUGCGCGCGCAGCAGUACACGGACGCGUACAAGGACAUCUACGGCUACGAGGAGCUCCUCGCGAUGCUGCUCGGCGACGGCACGGAGUCCGUGUCGUACGACGAGCGUUCCCCGCGCGGCUCUCCGGGCUCCUCGCUCCGCGGCGGGAGCGCGAGCGACUCGGCGAGCGCGAGCGCGAGCGCGAGCGGGAGGGGGAAGGGGAAGGACGAGGGGGUGGUGGAGCAGAAGUCGGCUGCGGAGAGGCUGAAGAUGGUGAUGAAGCAAGCAGCGGCGAAGCAGGGCGCUGAGAGCGCGCAGGCGGGGAUGUCGAAGGAGGCGCAGCGGGCGCUGGCGGCGGGUGGGAAGCGGAAGAUGCUGACGGUGGGGGGGAUGCAGGUCGAGUUCGUGCAGGACAAGGACGGGACGAUGCACGUGACGGGCGCGCGGAAGCAGUCGCGGUGGGCGCGCAUCGGGCAGCAGGUCCGCGACACGGCGGUGGCGUGGAACCGCGAGAAGAUGUCGAACGAGGUCGGCCGCAUCAUGCUCAAGCCCCGCGUGCGCACCAAGGCCGAGCAGGCCUUGCACCUCGACCGCCAGCUCCAGAACACCACUCGGCGGCAGACCGCGCGGCUCGCGGCGCGCGUGAAGCGCCUCGCCGAGGCCUUCCAGCACGGCGGCGACGCCCAGGGCGCCGAGGAGGAGGACCCGAACAUGCCGCUGUCGCUCGAGAACCGCACUGCGUACCGCGAACUCAAGGCGCAGCUCGAGUCGCGCGCGCUGCUGGACCCGGAGGUGGCGCAGCACGCGCUGAACCAGAAGAGCCUCGCGCAGCGGCUGCUGUGGACGCACGACGUGGGCAUGUUCCGCGAGAAGGGGUACGACCCCACGCGCGACGUGCCCGCGGCGGCCGCGCGGCUGAUCGAGGCGCGCGAGCGCGAGGGGCGCCGCAUGGAGGAGCAGAUGGCGCGGCUGCAGGAGCUGCCGAAGCCGCUCACGGGUCCGCAGCCCGGCGUGGACCACGAGAUUCCCGGGGAGGGCCUGUUGCCGCAUGCGCUGGAGAGCAAGUACAACAUUCGGUUCAAGCGCGUGGAGGCGCGGGCGCGGGACGAGGGCGGCGGCGGCGCGCGCGACAGCGAGAGCGACGGCGAGCUGUUCGCGGCGUCGGGGGAGUCGGAGAGCUCGGGCGACGAGGGCGGCGAGGACGAGGACGAGGAGGUGGAGCCGGACGAGGCGGUGGAGGAGCUGCUGGCGCGGGAGUUCCCCGAGGGCAUCGAGCUGCCGAAGAUCAAGGAGGACGCGCAGGUGUCGCUGGGCGGGGAGCAGGCGAAGGCGCUGAUGGCGCUGCUCGGGGUGGACGCCAUGCGCUACUACAACAAGGCGCUGGUGGCGCAGGUGCUCGACGACCGGGAGCACACGCUGCCGCCGCUCGGGGGGCGCGGGCGGAGCGCGGGGAGCGCGCGGCCGGCGUCGUCGUUCAAGUCGCGCGUGUCCGGGGAGUACAGCAACGCGCUCUUGCGGGACGAGGGGGGGGCGUGA
Messenger RNA from Pedinophyceae sp. YPF-701, 7584 nucleotides. NCBI's taxonomy places the organism in Eukaryota, Viridiplantae, Chlorophyta, Pedinophyceae. The record is from the annotation of a GenBank genome assembly.